UUUAAGUCGCUCCUGUGGACCUGCGUACUGAGCGGACGCGCCAUCCCGCCGUCCUUAUCCACUACUCCAGCCAUUAAAACCCAACAAAAUAUUAAUUGAAAAAUAAAAACAAUAAUAAUAAUCCUUUCCGACUUUACGAGCUUUCACUGGUCUUCCCUUUUCACCGCUUUGCACGGUCACCACCACCACCGUGCAAAGACACAACGAGCCAUGGCGCAAAAUCGGGUUCUCCUAGCGGCUCUUCUCCUCUGCUCGGCGUGUGCAGGACUGUUGGCUGAUGACAAAAUACAAUUCCGAGAAUGCCCUGUGGACUUGUUCUUUGUGCUGGACACGUCGGAGAGCGUGGCCCUCAGAGGUGUGGCACACUACUACAUCGACAAGAUCAAAGCCUUCGCCAAACGCUUUAUCGACGAAUUAAAGGAUAUUCGCCAGCCAUGUGACCGCUACAUAACGUGGAACUCCGGAGCGCUGCACUACAGUGAUGAGGUCGUUCUGGUGAGAGGAUUGGCCGAGAUGAACACGGUGGGUCGCAGCAACCUGAAAGACGCCAUCGAAGCCAUCAAAUACAUCGGCAAGGGAACAUACACCGACUGUGCCAUUAAGCAGGGGGUUGCAGAGCUGCUGAUAGGUGGCUCGUACUAUAAUGAGAAUAAGUACAUCGUGGUUGUGACGGACGGUCACCCCGUCAGCGGUUAUAAAGAACCCUGCGGAGGGAUUCAAGAGGCAGCGAACGAAGCCAGGCAUCAUGGCAUCAAAGUGUUUUCCGUGGCCAUCUCCCCUGGCCAGGAGGAAUCCAGAUUGGCUGCCAUUGCCACGAACUUCAGGUACCGGCAGAACUUCACCGCCGUAGACGCCACCAGUUCCCCACAGAUGCCCACGAUCCUCAGUAUCAUCGAAAUAAUCAACAACGAAACGAAGGAUGUGUGUUGCUCCUUUGACUGCACUGCACUCAGUGGUGAUCCUGGCCCUGUUGGCCCCCCAGGGAACAAUGGUGAGCCUGGUAGACAAGGCCUUCCAGGAGAAAAAGGAGAUACUGGGCCACCGGGAACAGUAGGUGAUCCUGGUCCAGUCGGUUACCAAGGAAUGAAGGGAGACCAAGGAGAAAGAGGACACAAGGGAGAAAGAGGUCACAAAGGCUUCAAGGGUGAGAAAGGACAAGUCGGAAGAGACGGACUCGAUGGGCGAAAGGGGGAACCAGGGUUUGACGGCCUACAAGGUUGCAAAGGGUCACCUGGGCCGGAUGGUACUCAAGGAGAACCAGGACCAAAAGGAGACCCUGGUCCUUAUGGGCUUAAAGGUGCAAAAGGAGAACCUGGACUUGAUGGUGGAGCAGGGAGACCUGGGAACUAUGGACCCAAUGGACCUAAGGGUGACAGAGGACCAAGAGGAGCUGACGGGGAUAAAGGAGAAAGAGGAGAUGAUGGACCACAAGGACCGGAUGGCCCGAAAGGCGAUAGAGGUACGCCAGGGGAGAAAGGCGAACAAGGUUCCCGUGGGAACAGAGGAUCAAGAGGAGAUCCUGGUGAACCAGGUCCUCGGGGCGAGCCUGGCCGUGAGGGAUCAGCUGGACUAAGUGGUGACCCAGGUGAGACAGGAAAGCCAGGGCCUCCCGGUUACCGUGGUGAUGAGGGUACCCCAGGACAAGAGGGUCCCAAAGGACCCAGAGGAAUAAAGGGCGCGCCGGGAGACAGAGGUCUUAUGGGAGAGAGGGGAUCAGAUGGACCGGCAGGAAACGGAACGGAGGGUUGCCAUGGUUUCCAGGGUUAUCAUGGUCCUAGGGGAGAUCCUGGAGAGCCUGGAAGCAAAGGAACUCCAGGGCCUAAAGGUGAUGACGGAGAACCUGGUGAUCCUGGAACUGACAACACUAGUUCAGGACAGCCUGGCCCGAAAGGACCAAAAGGACAUAGAGGACCUGAAGGACCACCUGGACCUCCUGGACCUCCCGGGCCUCCUGGUGUUGAUGACUGUGAGAUCCUGGAUGUCAUCAUGAGGAUGUGCUCUUGUUGUGAGUGCAAGUGUGGACCCCUGAACAUUACCUUUAUCGUGGACAGCUCCGAGAGUAUCGGCGCUAGCAACUUUGCUAUUGCUAAGGACUUCAUCAUUGCUGUCAUUGACCGACUGGUCAGAGAUCAGCAAGUCCGAUUCAGCUUGGCGGAAAGUCAUGUCGGUGUGGUGCAAUACAGUGGGGAAAAGGCUCAAGAGGUUGUGAAGCUCGGGGACCCCAACAUCUUGAAUAUUACAACGCUCAAGCAGCAUAUUAAACAGUUGCGUUGGUUGGCUGAAGCCACUUACACUGGAGAGGCCCUCGAGUUUUCAUGGAAUAACAUGAUCAACCAGCUGGGCGCGGACCACUCGAACAGUGUAGUGCUGGUCUUGACUGACGGCCGUUCAGAUACGACCCGAGAUAAAGUUCCGCUAGACACACUUUGUCGCAGAGGUCUACAGGUUGUUGGAGUAGGUGUUCUGGACUAUACAGGUAGACAGCCCAACAGCGAUCAGGUAGGAGACGUGAGCUGCUCAAGCGAUCCAACUAAACCGGGCGCCUCCUUCGUCCUGAACAACUUCGGCAUGCUGCUGGACGAUACUUUCCUCCAAAACGUGACCGAACAAAUGUGUAAAGAGAAGAAGUGCCCGAGUUACACGUGUCCAAUUUCCUUUAAGGACCCCACAGACAUCCUGGUUAUGAUGGAUAGCUCUGCUAGCGUUGGCGCCAAAAACUUCGAGCUGACCCAAAACUUCACAAAGAAACUGGUGAAGCGCUUCCUGACGGCCGAGAGAGUGAGAAACGUUCGUGUCCGCGUUGCCGUCGGCCAGUACAGCGAAAGCGCCAAACUCGAAGCUGCCUUAGAUCAAAAUUACACUGUAGUGGCCGCCAAGAUCGCAGAAGCCAAGUUCCAGAACGCAGGAACGCAGGUGACCGAGGCACUCCGUUUCGCCAUUAACCAGUUCAGGGGAGGCCCGAACAGGAAGAAGAAGCUGCUCUUGUUUUCCGAUGGCCGCUCGCAAGGUAUGAGCUCUGAGCAGUUAGUCGAGGUGGUAAGGGAAGUUCACAAACAAGGCAUUGAGGUUUUCGUUCUGGCUGUCGAGAAUCAGCUAAAUCAAUACAACCUGCACGUCUUGGCAAGUCACGAACGGGGUGAUAACAACAUCUACACAUCUCGCCAUCUAAUCAGGGCUCCUGACUAUAACUCGUUGCUUAGGGGAGUCUUUUACCAAACUGUGUCCCGGAAGAUUUCACUGGAUUGAGAAGGAAGUAGGGAUGCGGUGUCUCCUGAAUAAGCAGAUGUUUGGGCAGCGGGGAUGGGGUGGGGGGGUGAUGACUAACAAGUACAUAAUGGAACGGGGCAAUAGAGCACAAGCAACUUUUUACAUUUUUUUCAUUUCAUUCGUGAUUCAUAUUUCAGCGUACAUCACGUAGGGAUUUUCUGCGUUAUAUAUAUGAGAGGUAUGUCAUUUUAUACGCAUUUUAAAGAGUAAAGGUAUCAGUUAGAUUUCCUAGAAGGUUACGACCAUUCGUAUACGAUACUUUUUUUUUUGCGAAACAACUUGUCUAUAGUACAGAAAGAAGUUCUUUAUCGAGAUAACACGUACCGUCGCCGUCAUCCUCGCCUUCAUGCUCGUCUCCUCGGAAACAGAUCGUCUUUCUGAAGCCCGAUUUAUUACGUUCCCAUGCUUUAUGUCCUUGUUUUUAUUUGAAUCAAAAUUUCACUUGAAUGUAAAUUUGGUGCUACCAAUGUACACUCAGGCUACAUACAAAAGCAAAUUUGUUAUUGUGCCUUCUAUUUUUGUUUGGUUUUUUAAUGUGUACAAUUUUCUACGUUAUAAACGUUUUUGAAAUUAAUCCUGGGGAUGGCUGUAGAGGGAGUUUUCAAUAAAGAAUUCUUCACCCACUAAA
Molecule: messenger RNA, 3895 nt
Organism: Silurus meridionalis
Lineage: Eukaryota; Metazoa; Chordata; Actinopteri; Siluriformes; Siluridae
Gene: col6a1
Product: collagen, type VI, alpha 1
Exons: 35
Coding region: 211-3246 (1011 amino acids)
Source: RefSeq, a predicted model, not a curated record